Uranotaenia lowii is the source of this 731-nucleotide messenger RNA. RefSeq names its product failed axon connections (gene fax). The record is from RefSeq and is a predicted model, not a curated record. The transcript has 3 exons. Lineage: Eukaryota; Metazoa; Arthropoda; Insecta; Diptera; Culicidae. Gene Ontology annotation, cellular component: cytoplasm. The annotation marks the transcript as partial.
UUUUCCCUUUCUCCUUUGCUUUCUCGAAAUCAGAACAUCGACCACAAGCUGAAGCUGCGCUCCAAGAAGGGACAGCUGCCGUUCGUUGAGGUCAAUGGCGAGGAAAUUGCCGACUCUGCCAUCAUCAUCAAGGAGCUGGCCCAGCGCUACGAGAAGGAUCUGGAUGCCGCCCUGACCCAGGAACAGCGCAACAUCGCCCACGCCAUGAUUUCCAUGAUCGAAAACCAUCUGAUCUGGGUGAUCCUGUUCUGGCGCAGCAAGAAUCCGGAACAGAUGAUCAAGGGCUACAAGGUCAACCUGCAGCACGCCCUCGGAAGCCGCCUGCCCAACGCCAUUCUCAACUUCUUCUUCAAGUUCCAGUUCGGACGCAAGGGAUCGAAAAAGGUCAAGGCACAGGGACUGGGCGUGCACAAGCCCGAAGAGAUCGAGGAGUUCGGCAAGCAGGAUCUGAAGGUGCUGUCCGAGCUGUUGGCCGACAAGCCGUUCUUCUUCGGCGAUGAACCGACAACGCUCGACUGCGUUGCAUUCUCCGUGCUGGCCCAGAUCCACUACAUCUCCGACGAAGUCAAAUACUCGCUCAAGGAGUUCAUGCAGGAGAAUUGCCCGAACCUCGUCGGACACGUCUCGCGGAUCAAGGAACGGUGCUUCGCCGACUGGGAUGAGAUCUGCGCCAAGCUGGACCUGAACGCCCACAUACCGAAACCAGAGUGAGUAGCUGAUUAAAUUCAUAU